Molecule: messenger RNA, 921 nt
Organism: Anopheles coustani
Lineage: Eukaryota; Metazoa; Arthropoda; Insecta; Diptera; Culicidae
Product: cyclin-dependent kinase 20
Exons: 3
Coding region: 1-921 (306 amino acids)
Biological process (GO): protein phosphorylation
Cellular component (GO): nucleus
Molecular function (GO): ATP binding; cyclin-dependent protein serine/threonine kinase activity
Source: RefSeq, a predicted model, not a curated record
AUGGACGAUUAUAUGCCGUCGCGCUAUCAGCUGCUCGGGCGCAUCGGCGAAGGAGUCCACGGGGUCGUCGUGAAGGCACGGGAUCUGCAGAGCGAUGACAAGAUUGUGGCCAUCAAAAAGCUAUCGCUGCGGACAAAGUUCGGCGUUGUUUGUCUGAACACUGUCCGGGAGAUCCGUGCUCUGCAGCACUGCCGCUGUGACAAUGUGCUGGAGCUGCUGGAUAUGUACCCGGAUCUGGCAGGCAUUUCCCUGGUAUUCGAGUACAUGCCGCACACGCUGUACAGCAAGCUGAAGGAUGAGGAAAACCCACUGUCCAGGGCAACCGUGAGACGAUACAUCGCCAUGCUGCUGCGAGGCUUGGCAUACCUGCACGGGGUACACAUAAUGCACCGGGAUAUUAAGCCGGCCAACCUGCUCAUCGACCGGCACGACGUGCUGAAGAUAGCCGAUUUUGGGCUGGCCCGCAUCUACACCGAUCCGCACCUGCGACCUCCGGAUCGCUCGUACUCACCGCAGGUAGCCACGCGCUGGUACCGUGCGCCCGAAAUACUUUGGGGCUGCCAGAGGUACGGUCCAUCGAUCGACCUGUGGGCUUCUGGGGCCGUCUUGGCCGAGAUGCUCCGCGGCGUCCCGCUGUUUGCCGGCGCCACCGACAUCGAGCAGCUGGCCCUCGUCGUCCGCACGCUCGGCACACCGAACCUGAAGGACUGGCCCGAAGUGCGAAGCCUGCCGGAUUAUAACAAAAUCCGCUUUCCGAACUCGCGCGGCGAGCGGUGGGAGGACAUCUUCCCCAGCUGCACCACGCGGGACGAGAUCGGCCUCGUCGAUGGGUUGGUACGCUAUAAUCCUGCGAAACGUCUUACGGCCGAAGAGGCUUUACUUCAUCCUUACUUCAGCGACGCAGCGAGUGUCGGGGAGUGA